This is a messenger RNA of Leptosia nina, 645 nucleotides long. NCBI's taxonomy places the organism in Eukaryota, Metazoa, Arthropoda, Insecta, Lepidoptera, Pieridae. The record is from the annotation of a GenBank genome assembly.
AUGUCGGAGUCAUACGAAUACUUAUUUAAGUUUUUAGUUAUUGGCAGUGCUGGGACAGGGAAAUCGAGCCUUCUAAAUAAUUUUAUUGGAAAUAAGUUUAAGGAAGACAGAUGCCAUACUAUUGGUGUUGAAUUUGGUUCGAAAAUAGUUAACAUAGGUGGAAAAUCAACUAAACUUCAAAUAUGGGACACAGCUGGUCAGGAAAGGUUUCGAUCAGUGACUCGAUCUUAUUAUAGAGGAGCAGCUGGAGCUCUUCUUGUUUAUGAUGUAACAUCUCGUGACUCUUUUAAUGCUCUUGCUAAUUGGCUUCGUGAUGCUCGCACUCUGGCAAGCCCAAAUAUAGUUAUUUUACUUGUCGGCAACAAAAAAGAUUUGGAAGAGUCCAGAGAGGUCACAUUUACAGAGGCAAGCCAAUUUGCACAAGAUAAUGAACUAAUGUUUCUUGAAACCAGUGCUAAAACAGGAGAGAAUGUAGAAGAAGCAUUUUUAAAGUGUUCCAAAACAAUACUAGCUAAAAUAGAGACAGGUGAAUUAGACCCCGAGAGGAUAGGGUCUGGCAUUCAAUAUGGAACAGGGACUUCGAAGAGAUUGGGUGCACCAAAGAGACCAACAAGGACGCCAUCUGAUUGUGCUUGCCGUGUUUAA